Amorphotheca resinae ATCC 22711 is the source of this 871-nucleotide messenger RNA. RefSeq lists its product as hypothetical. The annotation marks the transcript as partial. The transcript has a single exon. Lineage: Eukaryota; Fungi; Ascomycota; Leotiomycetes; Helotiales; Amorphothecaceae. The record is from RefSeq and is a predicted model, not a curated record.
CUAUGAUUAAAGUUUUUUUUUUUUCUCCCUUUUCCCCUUUUCAUCUUUAUACUUCCUCUUUGCAUUUGUUAUUACUGUCAUUAUUAGGUACUCGGUCGCCUUUGACAUUAACGUUGUACAAUAACCAAUAUGCCCUACAAUCAAUUCCCCCCUCCUCUCGCUCUACCCAACCACACCCACCAGCUCCCCAUCACAACCUCAACUACUCGUCUCACUCACCCAGUGUCACCCCUCUCCACGAAACGCCCCAACCCGUCCGUCCUCAAAUCUCGCCCCGGCACUUGUUUCCACGACCCGGUGUUGGCGCGCACCAGGGCACCAGCAGGGGGGACGAGGGGGGGAACGGACGGGGGACCGCCACACGCGUGAGCAGGGGGGCAGCAUGGCAGCUUUGGCCUCUCCCCAACACCGUCCCGUCGUCGUGGAAAGCUGACGAUCGCUGUAUUUUAGAUUUUCGGAUUUUCGGGCCUGGAUUUUAGAUCAUCAUAUGGGGCUUGGAGAUUACCUACCUUAUGGGGGGGGCUCCACCUGUUUCGCACGUCAGUAUUUACUGCUGUACAGCGCUGUAGCUAAGGGAACUUGACCGCUGUACCUUGCGUAAGGUAAAAUGAUGGGUACAGCUGCUUUGGACGCCCUGGCCGAUGGGUAAGGUAACGUAACGAAGGGCAUCUCAUCCCAAAUUCCAAAUAUGGAGCACGCGCGCACACCCACACAGCGUCAGACCUCGCUGGCACUGCAGUCGGUGUGCAAAGGGGUGCGAUGCGGUCAUGCCCAGCUGUCCGCCGUCAUCGUCCCUGGCAUCGCGGUGGGGAGAGGCUCAAGGCUCAAGGCUCAAGGCUCAUAGGGGAGAGUGAGGCGACGGUGAGACGGA